This is a messenger RNA of Hevea brasiliensis (rubber tree), 2338 nucleotides long. Its product is annotated as protein PHYTOCHROME KINASE SUBSTRATE 1. Lineage: Eukaryota; Viridiplantae; Streptophyta; Magnoliopsida; Malpighiales; Euphorbiaceae. The record is from RefSeq and is a predicted model, not a curated record. The transcript has a single exon. Gene Ontology annotation, biological process: phototropism. Bases 457 to 1986 code for a protein of 509 amino acids.
UAGGUUACAAGAAUAUGGCCCAACUCCUACCGACAUCUCCUGCUCCACUUGCCUACUUAUAGGCCUGGCUGAUGAUUUCUCUUUCUCAAUAAGCCAAGCAAAUUUCUAAAACUAAAGCUCUUUCUUCCAUUUUAUUUCUUGUUUGCUCCACUGCUCCUCCACGUUUAGUUUCUUUCAGUUUGGUGGACAACUCAUAUAAGGUUUCUUCAUAUUCAAAUCCAAAUCCUUCUUGUCUGUACAAGAACUUUUGAUUGCUCUUUUUUAAGUUCUAAAUUGUUUUGUGUUGUUGGGUCCUUUUCGUUUUCCUUUUUGUAGCUUUGUGUGCUUCGUAUUGAGUUUUCCAGCUUCUAUAUAUAUAUAUAUACAUAUAUAUUACUUUCUACCGUCAUUUUCUUUCUUCUUUCUCUUCUUUUUUUCGUUUGUAUUGUGUGCUGCAAAAUUUACUUGCAAGACUUCAUGGCUAUGGCCACCUUAACAUCAGUCGCUAGCCUUACACAAGCAUUGCCCUUGGAAAACAGCAGUAAAAACCUCCUUGAUUUUUCCUUCUCUUCCUUGUUGAGCAACUCGGAUGAAACCUUCGUUCGGAAACUUGCAGAAUCGAAUCGAAACAUUGGUGCUCAGGAUGUAAAGGAGCAUCAUUACUUGGGAAAAAAGAAAGAAGAUGGAGAAAUUGGUAUAUUUGGUGCUGAAAAAUACUUCAAUGGAUGCAUAGAUGAGGACAGUCCAAGAAUUUCCAGUAUAAUCCCAAGAAAGUACAAUCUGCAGCCUAAGAAAGAUGAGCAAUUAAAUGAUCAUAUGGUUCCUGUAAAACCCAAAGGUCAUCCUGCAACUCCAAGUGUUCGUUCUGAAUCCAGUUGGGACAGCCAGAGUGCGUUGCUGCAAUGCGUUCAGAGAAACACUUCAGAAACAAAGAAAGACAAGGUGCAUAGAAAGGUUGGAAAGAAUUUUCUUGCUGGUCUUGGCUGCAAAUGCUCUUGUUUUCACAAGGAUUCUAUUGAUGGCGAUGAUGAACACAUCGGUGAGAUCAGUUUCAAGAAAAGUCCUAAUGCUGCUGUGCUUGAAGGGAAGACAAUUACAGAAGAACUCUCAAAGUCUAGUCUUGAUCUGGAUCAUAAACCACGAUCAGGAUCACGGGUCAAGGAGGAGAAUAUCAAUUGCCAGAAUUUGGAGAAGUGGGGAAUUGGAAUGAACAAGGAAAACUGUUUUAGUUUCCCAACUUCUAAUUCUGAAGCAGGAAGUGUUCCCAAUAAAUUGCAACUUCGACAGGAGGAAGAAGUAAAUCCACGGAAAUCACUAGAGGUCUUUGGCUCCCCAGUACAUGACAAGAGAAGCAAGUCCUUCAGAAUUGGGAGGAGGCUAUCCAUGUUUUCUUGGGAAGCAGCUCCAAGAAUGGAGGAAAUCGAUUAUUCCGCUACAUCAGGUGGAGUUUACAAUGAUAAUGAGAGUGAUGCAAGUUCAGACUUAUUCGAGAUUGAGAGUCACACUGGCAAAUUCACCCCAUUUCUUGCAAGACAAGGGUCAAAUGCCACCUCUGGCUGUCUCACCCCAACAACUUGCUAUGCACCAAGCGAGGCUAGCAUAGAGUGGAGUGUGGUCACUGCCAGUGCUGCUGAUUUCUCUGUAAUGUCCGAUUAUGAAGAGCUAAGGCCACCUACAACACUGCCAAGUCCAAUCAAAACCAUUCCUACAACUGUAAAUGCAAAAUCUGAGACCAGCAAAGACACCCCAGGGCGCCGCUCCAGCAUUUUGUUGGGGUGUAAUAGUCAUAAGGCUGUAAGAGUUGCAGGAGAUGCUUACAAAACAAAUGACAAGGCAAGUUUUGACCCUCGACUGCGCCGUGUCUCAGAUUCCUACACGCCAGUGACAAGGUUUCAAUCUGAGACUAAGCUGAUGGGUUUCGAUCCCAGACAAAGGCAACAAGCUUUCAGCACCCAUUUACACCCUUGGUCACACCCAUCCCAGAGUUUCCAUCCUUACAUUCAAUAAUCUCAAGAUUUCAUGGCUUCAAUAUUAUGUGUUCUGUGCCUUGUGUAAUUAAGGGUUUAAUUAGCCACUGAUACUUUUUGUUACUCCAUGUUUAUGGGAAUUUUGCAGUGCAGAAGGCAUUAAGAGCCUCUAGGCAUUGAAGUUCCCUCAUUUAUUAUCUGUCUUCCCCAUUUCUAUCUCCAGUUUCAUUCUGUGUCUUCAAUUUUAGCCUGUAAUUUUAAGAUAGCGUGUUUCAGAAAUCAAUCUGGUUUUCCCAAGCAUGGAUUUUGGUUUGUAGAGUGAUCCUCAUUUUCUAAUGCUUAAAGUUCAGGCACAUGCUUAUUUACAAGAGCACAAAUGUAUCUUUUGGUUA